GGACCGGGGCGGCGGCGGCGGGGAGAGAGGCUCCAGGCAGGAUGCAGCAUGCGGAGGACCUGACACUUCUUGGAAACUCUUGGAAAUGGCUCCCGCCCCGGCACCGUAGGGGGCUGCGCACCCCGGGCCGGCGCUCGCCCCCGCUGGGCUGCUGAGCCGCGCACGGAUGGAGGGCCUCGAGGCUCUGUCCCUGCGCUCCGCCGUCGGCUCGGGCUGAAAAAGUUUCUCCAUGGUUCCUUUGUGUAGCCCGAGCGCCCGUUCGCUGGCCGCGAGCUGCCCCAGUCUUCCCGGUGGGAGGAGGUGGCGGAGCAGCUAGUGGGCAGCUGGCGCCCCCGCCCCAGCACAGGCCUCCGCCCCAGGGGCUAGCCCCGCACUGCACCCGAUCGCCAUGAUCGCCACCGGCGGCCUGCUGAGGAUUUCCGCCAGAAAGCAGGAUCCCCUCCGCCCCCCGAGCCAGGUCCCCCAGCGCAAGCGGAAAGCCAAGAAGAGGCGCAAGAACGACGUGGUGGUGGUGAAAGGCAAGCUGAAGCUGUGCUCCGUCUCCGGGCUCAUCGCCCUCUGCGGGAUCCUGGUGCUUCUGGUGGGCAUAGCCUUGGCGGUGGUGGGCUACUGGCCCAAGGCCAACGGGACCAACAGGGAGGGGGGUAAGCUGCUGCCGCCCGCGGGCAGCGGCCACCGCGUCCCCACCAUGACCAACAGCAGCAGCAGUGGCAGCAGAAACCGGUCCAGGAAGCACCCGGGGCCUCCGGAGGGGGUCACCGCCAGUUCCGUGGGCGCGCCCAGGAGCACGCCUCCAGCACGGUCCCCCGCGCCCUCUUCGUCCUCCUCUACGUCCGUGGGCUUCUUCUUCCGCAUCUUCUCCGGCUACCUGCACUCGGACAAGCUCAAGGUCUUUGGGCCCCUCAUCAUGGGCAUCGGCAUCUUCCUCUUCAUCUGCGCCAACGCAGUGCUCCAUGAGAACCGGGACAAGAAGACCAAGAUCAUCAACCUGCGGGACCUCUACUCCACCGUCAUCGACGUGCACAGCCUCCGCGCCAAAGACCUGGCGGCCGCCGCGGCUGCUGCCGCCGCCGCCGCCUCCUCGUCCUCUGCCCCCGCCUCGGCGCCCCCAGGGGCCGCGCCGCUCAACGGCUUCCUCAGCUACGUGCAGUCGCGGGGCCUGGAGCUGAAGCCCGGAGGCUGCGGCGGCGCCGGGGACGCCUUCGGGGCGACUGCGAUGCUGGGCAGGGGUGCGUGGCCCCACCCCGCGGCGCUGGGCGGGGGCGGGGCCCGGGGCUCCGCGUCCCCCCCAGACCUGGCCUCGUCCCCGCGCCGCCAGCGGGAGCCCCAGAGCCUGGCGGAGGCCGUGUACAGCAUCUACCGCGAGCGCUCCGGCGUGGCCGGCCGUCGCCGGGCCGCCACCGCGGUCGCCAGCAGCAGCAGCAGCCCGGCGCCCUGCAGCCCCCCCGAGAGCUGGGGGCGCCAGAGCACAGCCAGCUCCCUCGUGGGCUCCUCGCUGAGCGCCUUCGCGCUGCUGCCCCUGCCGGGGGACCGCGACGGGGACGCAGCGGGCGCGAGCCGCGGCUGGCAGCGGCCGCCCGGGGAGCGCGGCUCCCGGGAGAUCCCGCGGGGCGAGCUCGACCUGAGCUUGACCGACCUCCGCGGCGCCCGGGGCGGCGCGCGCUGGGCGCCCCGCGAGCCUGAGGAGCCGGCGGGCGCGGCGGCCGCGCGCACCGCCAGGGGGCAGGGUGGCCGCCUGCCCAGGACCGGCAGGUACGCGGCCCUGCGACGCCGCAGCACCAGCGGGCUCCCGGACUACCGGGCGCCCUCGUCCCCCGAGCCCCCGCCCGCCCAGCGCAGCGCGGACCAGGACUCGAGCGUCCCGGCCCCAGCUGCCUCCCCCGAGCCCCCGCUGCGGCGGGAGCGCUCGCCCCUCGCCGGGCCGGACUCGCCGAGCUCCCAGUCGGAUGACCGGUCCUGCAGCAUUAAGGGCUACACCCCCCUGCGGGAGGCCGGCACCUCCCUGGAGUCGGUGGUGGACCCGGUGGCUGGUGAAAGCCCAGAUGGUGAGGCCGCCACCUCCCCGGGGGCGGAGCAGAGCCCCCCGGAGGAUCCCGGCCAGGAGCCCCCUGCGGGCGAGCCCCACCAGCGGGUGCAAAGGCAGUUUACAAACGAGAAACUCUUCAUGAUUUCCCGAUCUCACUCCCCAGGGGUCGAGGACGGAGAACUGGAAACUACUGGCAUUUAGGGAAAGAGGAGGCGAGAAAAGAGUGAGAAAAUAGGAGAAACGCCCGCUUGAAGCAGUGAGCUUAACAGUUCCCUCUGUCCUUGGCGAUUUAUCCGAGGAAAUCGUCCACUACCCAAAGAGCUGCAGAAUGUUAGCCUUGAAUUGCGUUCACGAGAUUCCUGUAGAUAACUCCAAGCAAUUUUUUUUAAAAAAAGCAAACUAGUCUUAUAUGUCCGAUGGUGAUUGUAUGUUCUAUGAAAACCAAAUGUAUUAAAAGGCCAGCAAUCUAGUUCAUGGAUAAAAUUCUCUUAGUUUUCUUAGGAUCAAAAUAAUAUAUUUUUGACAGUAACUGUGCACUUUACUCCAACUUUUUGUUUUGGAUCCCUAAUUUCCCUAACCUGUACUCUGCCGCUGGUUUUGUCCACAGCUGCUUGUGAAUGACAAGCUUUUUGCCUCCUAUGCUUUUGCGGAGCAUAGAAGGGUCUAUCUCGGUUCUCUGAGAACUGAUAUUACUAAAUGAAGUCAAAGCCAAAAGCAUGAGUUUGUCGGGAAAGAGCACUUUCCUCGCCCCACCCCUACUCUGCUCAUCCAGUUGCCCAAAGGCCUCUCUAUUUUUGAAAAGGGAAUUUACAUUUUGCUACUAGGGUGUCUAAUGGAGACCAGAGGGGGCCAGCACCUAGAUGGACUGUUACAUUCCUAAAUUUACUAUAUCAAGUACACGAUACUUUAUGGAGUACUAUCACACCUGUACUGAAAAUAGCAUUAACAUGAAAAAAUCUUUUUUAAUAAAACAAGUUUCCAAACAAACAUAAUACUCCCUCAUUUUGCCUUGGAACUAAUACUUCUAACACACAUAAAACAUUAGGCAGUUCAGCUGGUAAAUCUAAGAUAUUUUGCGAUGAUACUGCUACUGCGAUUCUAGCUCU
Messenger RNA from Physeter macrocephalus (sperm whale), 3132 nucleotides. RefSeq names its product transmembrane protein 200C (gene TMEM200C). NCBI's taxonomy places the organism in Eukaryota, Metazoa, Chordata, Mammalia, Artiodactyla, Physeteridae. The transcript is spliced from 2 exons. The record is from RefSeq and is a predicted model, not a curated record. The coding region runs from base 389 to 2227 and encodes 612 amino acids.